GAUGCUGGCCCUGGGAAUAAGUCUGCCUGUUUGAUAACGUGGGAUUGAGUAGCCAGGAGAAAUCUUCAGGUUAGAACGGAUAGGAAAAGCCGAUAUCUCUGUUACCUGUACACUUAGAGAGUUAAUCUGCUUUUUUGACAGGUAGACGUGAGUUUUAUAGACUGACCCAGGCUUAAACCUGUCUGCAGUAAAACAUGGCAGUUAUAUAGUGAAGAUGUCCAUGAGCUCAACAGUGAAAACUACCGGGAAAACAAAAUACCACGUCCAAGUUUUUCCCACCUGCUUAUGCUUUUUUUUGAGGGUGAUCUAGGUCAGAGUUCGCAGCUAUAUAUACGGUGUGAACCAAGGAGAGAGUCUCCAGUUAUCAAAACCCGACCGUCAUAUAGCUACAAAGCCGGAGCACGGAGUGAGUAAGGCGACCGUAAACGAUUGGUCUACCGGCGAAAGCAAUGGGCCGUCUCUGUCAAGCUUAACGGACUCCUCUUUAAUACCUGGGUCGUCCUCGCAGAUCAGUCGGACCUGUGACUGGCUAGGGCUGGGACGGAAUUGCAGCUACGGACACCUGAUUUUCAGACGCGUUAACACUGACAGUGUCACCACUUCUGACUUGUCGAUUUCCUCACACGGCAGAUGGAGCAGUGGAUGGUUAGUUGACCCAUACUCACCUGCCUUAUACCCAAAGAGUGACCAGAACAGGGUGGGGAUGAUCCCGGUGGACACUCAAUUCUGUACUCUCUCUCAUGGACAGAACAGGGGAUUUCGUCACCCUAGGGCAUGGAGCUAGCGCAAACAAAAUCAAGCGGAACGAAGUUGAAUGCAGAACACUAUAAGAGUGUUAUUUAAGUCGAAGCGAGGAGGUAGGAAGACUCAUUUGACAGCAGAGAGGACACCAUGAAGCUGAAGGUACGCAGCCUACUGGCACUUGUUGUCGGAAUCGGCCUUACCUUAGUGAUCUUCUCGGGCAAACUUCUUGGUCAGUUACCGUCCUUACUGAACGCUCAGGUGGGGUCGAAAUACUUGGUAAAGGAGGGUCUGCUCCGUGCUGACCGGGCAUCUAGGGGGUCCGAGGCAGCUCACAUACACUUCCCCAGGAAGGACUUAGACAAGAGCAACUAUACUAGUGAUAAUUUUAGUCCAGAAAAGGACAAAUUGUUUUUUCGUCCAAAGAUAGAUGAUUAUAAUGGCAAACCUUACGAAGAUAUUGCGAUGGGACACGACGAUAAUAUGUUCGGUAAUGAGAAGCCGACGAAGAAGAAAACUACUGAAACUCCACAAAUUAUUUAUUUUAAGCCAGAUAUUGGAACUCAGUUAAAACUGAGGGUGCUAGAAGAUUCUGUAAGACGAAGCCUGCUCAAUGAUGACGAGUUUACGGAGUUCGAAGACGAUCCAUUGUUUGCUUUUACCAAAUGGAAAAUUCCAAAAAGUCCCAGGUUACCGUUGUACAUGGAAUACCCAAGACGGAAUUUGACAAGUUGGGAACGCUUCCACAUCGGUAUCCGCAAGUAUGCUCUGUAUGACCCCGAGGAAGGGACGACAGAAGACCUGAUACGGGACUUGGUUAACCAGGAGAUUAUAGAUGUCGAGGAGAAGAGUGGUGGGACGCAACUGAAGCUUAUUGUCACGUUGAAUAACGAGGGUAUGACACUAUUCAAACCACAAAGAUUUGGACGGGAAUAUGAAACACCUCCCAACCAUUUUUACUUCGUUGAUUUUGAACGUCAUAACGCUGAAAUAGCUGCUUAUCAUUUAGACAGGGUUCUCGGAUUCUAUAGGGUUCCACCAACAGCCGGUCGAAUCGUGAACAUAACACAUGAUCUCCAUCGACUGGCCAAUCAUAAACUAGCGAAGACUUUCUUCGUAUCUCCAGCCAAAAAUCAUUGUUUCCAUGGCACAUGUUCGUAUUACUGCGACACUACGCAUGCUGUUUGCGGGUCUCCGGACAUGUUGGAGGGAUCGUUUGCUAGCUUUCUGCCACCGGAGAAGUUAGCGCCUAGAAAAACAUGGCGGAAUCCCUGGAAACGCUCGUACAGCAAACAUAGAAAGGCAACGUGGGAGGUGUACGACGACUACUGUGACGACGUCCGCAUGAAUCCAUUGUUUAAGACUGGGAGGCGGUUUUUAGACAUCAUGGACCUUACCGUGUUUGAUUUCCUCAUAGGUAACAUGGACCGUCACCAUUACGAAACAUUCCGCGACUUUGGUAACAACACGUUCCUGCUGCAUUUAGAUCACGGCAGAUCGUUCGGCAAGACAAAGCAUGACGAGUUGUCUAUUUUGGCACCUAUUUACCAGUGCUGUUUGAUUCGUCGCUCCACGUUCAUGAAGCUUCUUGGAUUUUACAAAGGUCCUAUACACUUGAGUGACAUGAUGAGAAAGUCUAUGUCUACGGAUAGGAUUGCUCCUGUCUUACUGGAACCGCAUUUAGAGGCCCUCGACCGACGGGUGUCCAUCGUCUUACGGACAAUAUCAGAUUGCCUGGAGCAUGGUAACAGAAUAGACCGAGUUAUUGUAGACGAUGGCUUCUAAAGGGCUCAUGUAUCAACACGGAAACAACGCCUUCCGGAGCGUGGACAUCAAGCGACUUGAAACAAUAUCUGUGGUGUUUGAGAAAGUGCUAAAAGGACUGGCAGUCGCUAAUGACGUUUCCAAAUCGGGGCAUUUCAAAUAUCGAACACGUUUUAAAGCACUCAUGCCUUCAGAAAGAAAUGUAUACGGACGAAUACAUUCCUCAGCCAUGCCAAAUCCCUAUACCCAUGCACCGGGUCAUGUGUUUGGUGCAUGCUAAGUCGGAUAAGAAAUAUUGCGUAGCGCCAAUGAACAAGUGGGCUUUCUGAUGAAUACAUGUGGUGACAUUGACAAUCAGUACAUAUGAGGGUGACAGAUGGAGGCGGGUAUGGGGUUAGGGGGUAAGAGUCGGAGGGAAAACGGCAAUACUCACCUGGCUGAUUAUAUGACACGUGUCACAUAAAUAGUUUUUAAUUUACUUUUUUUUUGACUUAUUGUUUCAUGAACUUCGGAUAAUCACGCUCCAUGCAAUUCCUAACGUACACUGCGAACCCAGCAUAUUUCCAGUAAAUGCAGGUAUUGCUGUACAAGCUGUAAAACCUCAAGGUAUUACCCAGGAACCUGCUAAGUUAUUAUAUAUAUAGUGUCAGCUCAUCGCUAAUAAAUUAUGGAGCCAGAUCACACUUACAUUCAAGCUUAAGCGCUUACGGAGAAAACUUGACAGGUGAACUGGCGGCGUUAACAACAUAUAUAAUGUCAUGUUGCAUUGCUCAAGAUAACACGUAUACGUACCUGUUCAAUACUUGUAUAGUACAACAACGGCAUGAUGUUGGCAUCCACUCAGUGGAAACCCAGCUUCACGAGAUCGCUGUCAUGUUUAUGUUGUGAUCUGCAUUGGCAAUGGUUUCUCGUCAUUCCGUCUAAAAUCUCGAUCAUUGCCAAAAUUCUUCCUUCAUGCAUCUCUGUGGUUGGGUUUUAGACUCGCAUCUUGUCGUACCACGAACUCACGCUCAUUCACUGCACCGGCAGCGCAUUUGCCGUUAUAGGCAUGUCUCGUUUAGCUGUCCUGCGUGAGCUUUUAACUCAGCUCAGUUUAAUUAGGCCUGAUUAUAUUGUGAAUUCUCAGAUUUUCAGCCUGUGGUGUUUGUUUUCGGCUGGCUCUUCAGAAUUGUUAAAAGCCAUCUACGCCUAAAACUGUCUUCCAAACAAUAACGCAGGUUUUCAGAAGUAUCUCUGCACAUCUCCUGUGUUUUUCUUAGAAAACAGUUGUUUUUAUAUUGACUGAGAAUCAUCGGUUAUAUAUAGGGUUUAUUUCAUGUUUAGGUUUCACUGAAUUCAAGGUUUUUUAUUUGCCAGCUGAUGGUUUUGGAAAUAAGUUGUUUUACUCAAUUACGGUUAUAUUGCAGUUAUUUACAGCUAUAUUUAUUACAGUUGUCUUGCACAGAUGCACUGCAUGACGUCGAGAUGACGAAAGGAUUCCGCAAUAACACAGUUCUGCCCGUGAUAAAUAGUUAUUAUGUUUAUGUGUUUAUAUCUUCGUGAAAUUUGACAGAAUAUAUAGGCGUCUUCAUGGGAUCACAGGUUGCAUAGUUGAGUACAAAAAUACUGACUUACGUAUUUAAACAAAAGACACAGCUUCUUGCAAAUGCAGUCAAAGGGCAUGCAGACCUACGCAAGUUAGUCUGAUCGUUGUGUAAUUGUUUAUGUACAAACAGUCCUCGUAAGCAUUCUGUAUAUGUGACACUUCGCAACGCUGUUGCAUAUUUUCGUUGCAUUUUAACUGUGAUUGGUUGAAUGUAUAUUUAUUGUGAUCGCUCGCAUGCUCGCUGUGCGUCACCAUUACGCUGUCAAGAGUGGGAUAUGAUGAAGCUCAAUUCUAGGACAUUGGAACUAUGAGCUAUAUGUAUAUAAAAGGCCUGACUAACAGACUCGCUUUAUGACAAUAUAGUGGCCUUAUUUUUGUAAAACUUAUGAAUUACCAAAAUGUGACUGAUGAAAGGGUUUAUCUGUAUAAAUAUUUAUGAUGGUUUAAAAAAUAAAAUAA
This is a messenger RNA of Liolophura sinensis, 4549 nucleotides long. Its product is annotated as extracellular serine/threonine protein kinase FAM20C-like. The record is from RefSeq and is a predicted model, not a curated record. Gene Ontology annotation, molecular function: phosphotransferase activity, alcohol group as acceptor. The transcript has 8 exons. Gene Ontology annotation, cellular component: Golgi apparatus. Bases 892 to 2526 code for a protein of 544 amino acids. Gene Ontology annotation, biological process: protein phosphorylation. NCBI's taxonomy places the organism in Eukaryota, Metazoa, Mollusca, Polyplacophora, Chitonida, Chitonidae.